AUGUCUGUUCGGCCGCUGUCACAUUGCCUCCGCGCUCGCUGCAUUCGAAGCAGCCCCCAGAACAUCCAGGGCUUCUCCACGCGAAGCAAUGUCCGCGCCGCCGACCAUGGCGACCACUACGAUCCUCCGACUGGGUACCUCUUCGGUGUUAAGCCGGGCCAGAAGUACGUGAAGGAAGGCUGGGAGAACAUUUGGUACUACGGAUUUAUUGGCAGUCUGCUCGUUGCUGGAGUUGCAUAUGUCUUCAAGCCAGACACCUCGAUACAAACAUGGGCUCUGGAAGAGGCCCGACGGAGGCUGGAAGCCGAAGGUAUCCUCGAGGAUCCUCAGCGCAAGUGA
Aspergillus calidoustus is the source of this 339-nucleotide messenger RNA. Lineage: Eukaryota; Fungi; Ascomycota; Eurotiomycetes; Eurotiales; Aspergillaceae. The record is from the annotation of a GenBank genome assembly.